AUGAUUCACAAUUAAAUUAGUUAUACAAAUUCUUGGCAAGAAGAACAGACUCUAAUUUUAAUGCAACUGUUUUAAGAAGACUUCAAUCAACUAGAACAGCCAGAUAUCCAAUUAGUGUAAGCAGACUUAACUUUGGUUGUUGUUGGCACUGUCGCGGAUGACAUUCGUUUACUUAAUGUUCCAAAGAUCAAUGUUUGCGCAUUAAGAUUUACAGAGACUGCAAGAAAAAGAAUUCUUGCUGCUGGCGGAAAGGUCUUAACUUUUGAUUAGUUAGUAUAAUAAAAUCCAACUAGAACAGGAACAAUUUUAUUAAGAGGUCCAAGAGUUUGGGAAGCUUUAAAACACUUUGGUAGAGCAGCAGGUUUACCAGGAUCCUAUGCCAAGCCCUAUGUGAGUAAUACAGCCAAGAAAGGCAGAGGUUCUAGAUGA
Messenger RNA from Paramecium tetraurelia, 429 nucleotides. RefSeq lists its product as uncharacterized. The transcript is spliced from 4 exons. Gene Ontology annotation, biological process: translation. The record is from RefSeq and is a predicted model, not a curated record. Gene Ontology annotation, cellular component: cytosolic large ribosomal subunit; ribosome. Gene Ontology annotation, molecular function: structural constituent of ribosome; RNA binding. NCBI's taxonomy places the organism in Eukaryota, Ciliophora, Oligohymenophorea, Peniculida, Parameciidae.